Molecule: messenger RNA, 3314 nt
Organism: Frankliniella occidentalis (western flower thrips)
Lineage: Eukaryota; Metazoa; Arthropoda; Insecta; Thysanoptera; Thripidae
Gene: Tace
Product: ADAM 17-like protease
Exons: 14
Coding region: 131-2389 (752 amino acids)
Biological process (GO): membrane protein ectodomain proteolysis; Notch signaling pathway
Cellular component (GO): plasma membrane
Molecular function (GO): metalloendopeptidase activity
Source: RefSeq, a predicted model, not a curated record
GGGAGUGGGGUGGGGUGGAAGAUCGGAGUCUUCUGCUAAACUGUCGUACUUCAUUGUCCGUUCAUUGUCACAUGUAGAAACAUUUAGUCAAUACUUUUGUGUACUCAUAAGACCCAAAAUAGUGUAUGAAAUGUGUGUGAAAAUGUUAUUGGUAUUUCAUUGGUGCCUCCUGCUUCUGACCCAAUGCUGGAAUGUGAACGGGUCCAUUUACAAGAAUUUGAAGCAUUUUGAUACCCUUCAUUUGUCUCAUCUCACUCACAAUAUAGUGAAACGUGGAGUUAAUCCCAGUUCUCAUCCAUUUAAUCACAUUAAAGAAAUCAAUUUUCGAACGUUGGGAAAAGACUUUCGAUUAAUAUUAUCUCCGAGAAAAGGAGUCUUACAUUCAAGGUUUGAAGCCGCCAUUGUAGAUGGGGAUGGAAUUGAAAAGCCUGUCAGCAUAAAUCAUGAGGACUUUUAUGAAGGGAGGCUAUUUGGGGAGACAAACUCACAUGUUAGUGCACACUUAGAGGAUGGUAUGAUGACAGCAUCCAUCCACGUAGGAGACGAAACAUACCACAUUGAGCCCUCUUGGCGGCAUUUGCCCCACCUUGGUAAUGAGUCAAUGAUUGCAUAUCGUGCCUCAGAUAUUCAGUACAGUUGGCAUAAACCUGAUGACGGCCCUAGUAAACCUAAACCAACUUGUGGAUAUGUGAAAGAAGGCCCAGGAUGGGAUGAACCUGACGAGGAUGAAGGAGAACAGGAUUCAAUUGUUGAGGAAGGGAAAUCACGCUGGAAACGUCAGGCUGAAGCUUAUGAGUUGUCACCAUCUAAAACUCGCUGCCCUCUUCUACUAGUAGCUGACUACCGCUUCUUCACAGAAAUGGGAGCUGGGAACACCAAAACCACUAUAAAUUACUUGAUUAGCCUUAUUGAUCGUGUCCAUAAAAUAUACAAUGAUACAUUAUGGCAAGAUAGAACUGAGCAAGAUGGAUUCAAAGGCAUGGGCUUUGUCAUCAAGAAGAUUGUAGUUCACAGUGAACCAACUCGAGUUCGUGGGGGAGAGGCUCAUUACAACAUGGUUAGGGAGAAGUGGGAUGUUCGAAAUCUUCUUGAGCAAUUUUCAGCUGAUCUGAAGGAUGCAGGGUUGUUUUGUCUGACACAUCUCUUCACACAUCAAACAUUUCGCACCUCAGCAGUUCUUGGAUUGGCCUACAUUGCCUCACCCCGUCCAUAUGGCUUGGGUGGAAUCUGCUCCCAUGAGUACUUCAAAAAUGGUUAUACACUCUACUUGAACUCUGGUCUGAGUUCAUCUCGUAAUCACUACGGACAGAGAGUAAUUACUAGAGAGGCUGACCUUGUGACUGCUCAUGAGUUUGGUCAUAACUGGGGGUCAGAGCAUGAUCCUGACACUCCAGAUUGCAGUCCAGCUGCUAGUCAAGGUGGAUCUUACCUGAUGUACACAUAUAGUGUUAGUGGGUAUGAUGUUAACAACAAGUGCUUUUCCCCAUGUUCUUUAAAAUCUAUUCGGAAAGUUCUGCAAGCUAAAUCAGGACGGUGUUUUUCGGAGCCAGAAGAAUCAUUUUGUGGAAACUUACGAGUUGAGGGGGACGAAGAAUGUGAUGCUGGUCUUCUCGGCACAGAAGACAACGAUAACUGUUGUGACAAAAACUGUAGACUCCGUAAGAGUCAAGGGGCUGUAUGCAGUGACAAGAACUCGCCAUGUUGUCACAACUGCAAAUUUAUGCAAACUGGCCUCAAGUGUAGAGAGGCUCAAUACGCUACUUGUGAGCAGGAAUCACGUUGCACAGGCAAUUCAGCUGAUUGUCCUCGAAGUCCACCAAUGCCAGAUGGCACCAAUUGCCUUGAGCGUGGUCAAUGCCGUGGGGGAAAAUGUAUUCCAUAUUGUGAAACACAAAAUCUUCAGAGCUGCAUGUGUGACAUAAGGAAAGGAGUCAGCAAAACAAUUCAAAAAGAAGAUCUUGCCAAUGCAUGCAAGCGGUGCUGCCGUCAAAAUUUAAAUGACACUUGCUUUCCUGUGGAACCACAAGAUAUGUUACCCGAUGGAACUCCAUGUAUUCAAGGAUUUUGCAACAAGGGUGUCUGUGAGAAGACAGUACAGGAUGUUGUAGAACGUUUUUGGGACAUUAUUGAAGACAUCAAUAUCAAUAAGUUAUUAAUAGUCUUGCGUGACAAUAUUGUAGGUGCAGUAGUUUUAGUAUCAGCAAUUAUUUGGAUUCCUGCUAGUUGUCUAAUAAGUUAUAUAGAUCGAAGGCAAAGAAAGGAGGAACAGAAGUAUCAGGAAUGGAUGAGCACUGAUAGUUUAGUACAUCCAUCUGAACCAAGGAAAAUUAUAAAUCUCCAGGUUCCUUCUAGACAGCGACUUAAUCAGCAGCACUCAAUGUCCCAGUGAAUUUUUGACUUAACCAAAAAGAGAAAGAGAGCCAUUAACAUCAAUUGGACAAUGUCAUAGUAUUAUUGUGCAUUUAUUUUUUAUUACUGAGUUGCAUGUCUUCACAAUGACGCCCCGGACUCUGAUGUCAAUUCAUCUACCCUGUUCUGGUACAAAAAGAUCCUCCUGGUAAAUAUUAAUACGUCUACAUUUUCUUAAAAACAUUUUUUUGUGAAAUUCUGUUGCAGUUCAAAGGUUUUGUUACUUAGUGCAUUCGACUUUGCAUAAGCAGUUCAUACUUGUUUUGUUAAAACCCCAUAGAUGUAAACUAUUAUUAUUUUUAUUUUUUAAAAUGCUUGCCAUGAGAGUUAAGACUUAAAAGGGGCAAAUGCUGGUUCCUUCUCCUUUAAUUCAUUGUUUUUCAGAUUACGUACUGAAAAUUAAGUAUAUAUUUCCCAAUUCUAUCCUUGUAGUGCUAUUUAGAAUGCACGUGAUGAUUACAUGUACUUAGUUACACUUUUACCAAAACUCAUAAUGAUUUAGUCAGAAUGAUAGGGAUGAACAGUAUGGAUAUGUGUGUUUUCUGUCACCAGCUAGUCAUUUUUUGCUUAAUCUAAAUGGUUAUAUUAUCUCAAUAUUGAUGCGUGUUUUCAUUUUCAGAAACAUUUAUAGGUAGAAUUUGUUUCCUGUUAACAAGAAAGGUAUAAAUUUUUCUUUCUUUUCAUUUAUCUAUGUUGUGAUACUUUCAAAGAAUUCAUAAGGCAUUUACAUUGAAAACUAUAGUGAUUUUGUAAUGGUACUUAAUUAAAUAUGAAAAAUCCUGCAAAGGAAAUUUUAAUUCUGUGAUUUUAACUAAUUAUAUUUAUUUUAUUGUUCAAAAUAAGAGAUGCUAAAUGUAAGCUUUAGUCUUGCACUAUCUGUGAUUAAAAUCAGUUUCACAAUAGAA